Molecule: messenger RNA, 699 nt
Organism: Rotaria sordida
Lineage: Eukaryota; Metazoa; Rotifera; Eurotatoria; Philodinida; Philodinidae
Source: the annotation of a GenBank genome assembly
AUGUUUUGUCAGGAUAGUCAGCUCGUGAACAAGUGUUAUGGUUCUCGUUAUCAAUGGAUUAUUCUUGGUUAUCCAUCAUUAUCAACUUGGUGGAAUGAACCAACUGAUUGUUCAAUGCAAGAAAUAAUUCAUGUAAUUAAUGGUACAUUACAAACACGUGUACCACCUUUAUCUAUUGAUGAUAAUGAAAAUCAAUCAGAAUAUAUUACGGAAUAUAUAAAACAAUUUUCUAAAUUAGAAAAAGAUUAUUUUGAUGGUUAUGUAUAUGAUACAAUAUGGAGUUUAGCAUAUCUUUACCAAUCACAUUUAUUAAGUAAUCAAUCGAUUACUGGAAUAUUUAAAAAUUUUCUUGAAAAUAUUGAUUUUAUUUAUGCUACUCUAAGAAAUGGUCCACCACGAGAUCGAACAAAUCAAACAAUUCAAUUUGAACAUAUUUAUUUGUCAGUAUUUAUAUCAAUAUCAAUAUCAAUAUCUAGUGGAAUUGGAUUGUUUAUAUCAUGGACUUUUCUUGCUUUUAAUAUUCAUUUUCGAUUACAUAGAUAUAUUCCUAUGUCAAGUUCAACAUUAGAUAAUAUUAUUUUAGCCGGUUAAAUUCGUUGUUUAACUGUAAAAGAAUUAACGUCAUCACAAGCAAUUGAUCGUCUUGAUGCACCACUAUCUGAUAGUCCAUAUGAUUUACCAUUAGAACCCUUUGAUUAA